GAAAAAUCAGUCAUGAAUGGGUAUAAGUACUCUUAAAGCUUUCCUUCAAACACACCCUUUGGCUUUAAGACACGAACAGGACAGUUUCGUCACGACUUGAUUUGAAAACAACACAAAGAAAUCAUUUGUCUGCAAGCAGAAGAUGAAGAAUAUGAUUUUCGUUAUUGCGGCAAUACUCUGCAUUGUCAAAAUAUCAGUAGCAGACGACAAUUCAUACCGAGAUGUAUUGGAGAAUCUUGAAGACCGUCUUAUAUCAAGACUCCAAGAAACAGAAGUUGGAUCCUUACGUGCACAGAUGGACACACAUACCGAAACAGAAAGAGAUGAAAAUUUCUUGAAUGAAGGUCAGAAAUCCGAUGAGUUUAAGGCGAAGAAAAGGCGGCCACCUUUUGCAAUUGACAGAGUUAAACCAUUGCCGGUUUGUAGACCAUACGUGCCGUUCCUUCCUACUUCUACUUGUUGUGAACGCGGUUUCGCCUACGUUGAUCUAACCAAAAACUCCCCUUGCAAUGCAAUUGACACGGCAACUGGCAUUGAAUUCCUUCAGGAACCAACAUCUCAAUCUGGAGUAACUGAGGACUGCAGCAAAACAGCUCUGCUUAAGGUUAAUUUCGAGAAGUUUACAAAGGUACCUUGUGACUAUUGUCUAAGAAAGCCGUUAUGUGGUCGGCGCAUGCUCAGAAUCGACCUUAAACUGAGUUCCGGCACGAGGUCUAACUGGGGCUUCAACAUAGGGGACAGCAGGACUAACGACGGGUGGAAGGGAGACUCUAACACUCAGAUAAAUGAUGCCGAGACCGACGGACGAUUUCCAGCAGUUCGAGUCUAUCAAAGCGAUAAAUGCCCGACAAGAUUUCCGCUCAAGACUUUCCCAAACGCCAUUGGUCCCGAUGUACAAGAGGUGACCAUUUACGUCAGCAAUCAGCAUAUCCGGAUUGUGAAUGACCAAGGCUUGGACGAGUAUGUUUGUGACAACUGUCUGUAUGCCCUGAAUGGCCAGGCGGACAGUCAAGGAGUGAACGAGGAUAUUUACAUAGGUCUGAACCGUGUAGUGUCCGGUAGGAUAGACAGGAAUGGCGUUGGGGUGUGUUCGGCAACAUUAACUUGGGCUUGUCCUCGCUGGUAGACUGCCAUGUAGAUUGAUUGUAUACAAAUAUAUAUUUUGCUGUAAAAUAUCAUUGCCAGUUUUUAAACUGUAUAAUAAUGCAUUGUAUGAAGACACGCUUUAUCCACCACAUAUUUCGAUCAUUGUUUUGUGUAAAAUUGCCUUUUUAUAUUUCUUUUUAUAUUUUUAUUUAAAUCAUUCAAAGUAUUUCAUUAUCUUCGCCUUAAAACAGUCAGUGUCAUUCGUCUCUACCUUUCUGCAAGAUCUGCAAGGUGCUUUACUUCGUCAAAUCUUAUUGGCACAAAUAUCAAUCAUUUAGACAGACGGAUAAAUUGAGCAUCAAAACUGUUGUUUCAGAUCCGGAAGAAUUUUGACCAUUGUCAGACAAGUAAUUCAAUAAGUGUUUUGUUACAAGAUAAAUUUCAAAUAAAUAUUUUACAGCUUUUAACUUUAGCUCAGCCAAUGUUUAUUCUUUAUUAUAGUCUCUUCAAUGUACACCAACAUACAACAUAAAUCAUAAACAGUAAUAUAAUGUACAAUGUCAUUCAUAUAUGAAUUAUAAAAGAAUUGGCUUCUACUAUAAAAGCUUGAUAUAACUUUGAAAUAUCCACAUUUUACUACUAUUAUUAUUACUUAAGAUUCUUUCAUUAUGAUCUAAUAUCUAGAAAGUAGACCUAAAAGUAGUGAAGCAUAAAACACUCUUAUUAACAGUGAACAAGGGAUUGUUUACAGAUUGUCAUAAAUAUCUACAUUGGUGUAAGAACAACAUAAAGCCAGUGCUAUUGAUACAUCUAUACUGUUUGUAAUUUCCUUUACAUGUAAUAAUUAUUAUUAUUUCUAUUGUUAAACUUUCUUUAAACGCAUAUUUUUGUUGUAAGUAUUUUAAAAAGGCAUAGUGAAUACCAUUCAAAAUGUUCUGAACACAUAUUUAAAAAAACACAUAUUACUUUGCAUGGAAAUUGCUUUGCAUGGAAUAUGAGUGAUUAACAUGGAAAUUAUGUGUUAAACUAAAACAAAUGUUUUAACUAAUAUACGGAUAUUGUUUGUACAUUUAUUAACUACUUUAUUUAUAAACAAAUUCGUUUUUUCUCCUUAAAAUAAGAAAGAACGUUUUGGCUAGAUCUAUAUUUGUAAAAAUGAAUAAAAACUUUUCAUUUUCAGAGUAGUACCUAAAUUCUGCUUCUACAGAACUUGCUUUUCUUGUCUAAGGACCUUAUAUAAUUGACAUUUCAUGACAUGUUUUUCAUCAUCAAUAUUUUCCUUACAAAAUGGACAAAACCUUUUAUCAACAUCUAGUAUUUCAUAUCUUCUAGUUUCAAUACGUAUUGGUGCAGUCACGUACUUUGAUCCCAAUUAUCUUGAAUCUUGGAGAAAAUACAAUCAAGCAAACCCAAAAAGUAAAACAUGUAGGCAUACGUUUCAACAGUAAAUUAAAUUGACAAUGCAUGCCAAAAAGCGAAAUUUUUAUUAUUCUCCUUUUUAUCGAUCAAUCUUGAUCCGAAUUACAUAACCCCAUCACUUGUAUCAAAAAUAUGCUUACCAAGACUAUUAUUUAGGGGCGAACUAUGGAAUAAUCUAUGAAUUCAAGAUAACACUUAAUCGGAAAGGUCCCAUAGGUUUGCAGCUAAAAGGGUUCUAAACUUUGAAAUCCGAACUCGAACUGACAUGUGUCUAGGCAUGCUUGGCUGGAAAUCCCUCCAUUCUGAAGUAGAUAAAAGAAAGCUAUGUUUUCUAUAGGCAGUCUUUGCAAUAUACCAAAAACAUUGUUAGUUAAGAAAUUAAUGCGAAGCUCUCAAUGUACAUAUGUAGUAUCGACGACAAACAAAAAGGAUUUACUAAAAUACCUGAUCAGAUAUAGAAUAUCCCAUUUUCUCAUUGACUAUAUCCAAACAGGUAACUUCCCAGAGAAAAUAAUUUUUAAAAAAGUACAUAAUGCAGAACUAGUAUUCAAUCUUACGAAACGGAAUCCUGACGUUUCCGCAUUGAAAAUUAUAAUGAUUUUAACAGAUUUAGAUUUUUACAUACUUAUAUUAAACACGCUUUAAUAUGGGCAUGUGCAACUGAUAGUGAUAUUUUAGCUUAUGCACAUGUAGUAAGCAAACUGAAUAAUGAACAAUGAACAUAACUGGAAGGAAAAAUAUGAAUCUAUGUCACUUUUGCGGAAAGUUCUUCACUGACUCUCUUUAUCACAUACUGUUUGAUUGUUUCAUUACUGAAUCCAAACGGCACUUAUUAUAUAAAUGCAUUGAAACAAAGUUUGGCCAAGAAGUGCUAUGUGAACUUACGAACUGUCCAAAUGAGACUAAGUUGCAGAAACUAAGAUUGGAUUCAAUUACUCAUAAAAUAGUAGGCCUACAUAAACACUUUCUGCGAAUAGCUAUUUGCUUUGUUGAAAAAUGUUGUAAUAUCGCUCACCUAUUACAUUUGUUCCUGUAUACAAGCUUUAUACCAUAGAGAUUACCUUAAUCACUAUUAUUUAAACGUUUAUUUGUAAAAUAUGUAUCAGAUGAGCCAAAAUUGUUCAAAACGUAUUUGUUCUGUGUAUUGUUUUGUAAACGAUGAACUCAAACAAAUCUGGUAUCUUGUUUAGUAAAUCUCUUUAACUAUAAUGUACCUCUGACUACACCCUUUCUGUGCUAAUUUUGCCCAAUUUAACAAAACGUUAAUUUUGACCUCAUACUAAAUUGACUGAAUUAAAAAAAUCAGUUCAGUUUCAACAGAUACUUUUCGGAUCUUUUUGUACUUGACUAAUAUACCGGUAUGUUGUUGUAUAUUUAUUAUUAUUUGUGCGUUCUAAUUACUCUAUUUGUAUUAUGUGUAAAUAUGUUAAAAUCCUUGUAUACCCGAGAGAAAUAAAGAGCAUAUAUACCUAA
This is a messenger RNA of Mercenaria mercenaria, 3978 nucleotides long. RefSeq lists its product as uncharacterized. Bases 143 to 1126 code for a protein of 327 amino acids. The record is from RefSeq and is a predicted model, not a curated record. Lineage: Eukaryota; Metazoa; Mollusca; Bivalvia; Venerida; Veneridae. The transcript has 5 exons.